This is a messenger RNA of Lucilia cuprina (Australian sheep blowfly), 10614 nucleotides long. RefSeq names its product serine/threonine-protein kinase Smg1 (gene nonC). Gene Ontology annotation, biological process: TOR signaling; negative regulation of macroautophagy; phosphorylation. Lineage: Eukaryota; Metazoa; Arthropoda; Insecta; Diptera; Calliphoridae. Bases 163 to 9975 code for a protein of 3270 amino acids. The record is from RefSeq and is a predicted model, not a curated record. Gene Ontology annotation, molecular function: protein serine/threonine kinase activity; protein binding. Gene Ontology annotation, cellular component: TORC1 complex; TORC2 complex; nucleus. The transcript has 12 exons.
AUUUUAUCAUCAAGUUGCAUCGUUAUUUUCGUGGAAAUUGUGUUUGUUUUAUUGUUUGUAGAAAUUUUAACAAAAAUAUUAAAGAUUUAUAUACAUUUUAAUUGAUUUAACAAAUCAGUUACAUGUUAUUUUAUUUGGACAAGUAUUUUGUAAUCCCUAACCAUGGAUUACAAUGAUGAUUUUAGUCCGCGAAGACUAGAACAGGAAACAACUGCCCUCAAGCAACGCCACCAACAUCACAAUGAUAAAGAAGAUGCUGAAAAUCAUUUGGUGGGAAAUUUUCAACAUGCUCUUCUCGAGGAGAAUGCCAAUAAUGAAUGGCGUCCAUUAAAUGGUUUACGCCAGCAGGGCAUGUACGAUUAUCAAGAGCAACAAAUACACCAACAACAGCAACAAAACGACGGACAUAUUGCUAAUCACACAGACUAUCAUGACAAUCUGUCUUCGUCUGGACAUUAUGGUAAAACUCAAUCCUCAGAUCAAGGAGGUCACUUUAAUGAUAUACUUAAUAGUAAUAGGCAAAAUAUGGAGGGUUCCCAUAUGAAAAAGAUCACAGCAGGCAAUUCAUACGAAAGCAGCAACAAGUAUGGCCGCAUGCAUAAUUUACCCAUGCUUUCGGAAGACUUGCGCAUCUCCAAAAUCAUACGCCGCCUAAUGAUUGAGAAUAAUCGCAAGGCUGCUAUUGAUCUGUGCAAGAAAUUGGAAACUGCUGUACGCAAUCAAUCAAAUGUUAGUUAUAUCUGUCGUUCAUUUGAUAUUCUAUUCGAUAAUAUGCUGACUGUGCUGCGUCAAUGUCCUUUAGAGUGUUUGGAGAAUGCCAGCUCCAUUUUGGGUAUUAUGGGCUAUAUAAAUCGUUAUGAUUUUGCCGUUUAUAAGGGACACUUGACCAAGGCCUAUGGGAACUAUAAAAAUAUACGAAAAUACUUGAUGAUGGCUUUAAAGACUACUUUAAGAUGUGAUGCGGUUAAUCUGGAUCUAAAAACCUACAGUGAACGACUACUGGGACUACUCAAAGAAUAUCUCGAAAACGCUGAAGUAUCGGAAAAUUUCAUAUCAAUAAGUGAAACUAUUGCAGAAUUUUCUAAAAAUUAUAAAACAUCAUUUCAGCGCCAUUUUACCGAUAUAGUAGAUAUUAUUGUGGGAUGGCAUUUAGAGGUCGAACAGCCAGCAGAACUUAAACGUCACUGCUCCAAAGUGUUACAACAGUUUGCCGAAUAUUUUCUCAAUGAAUUGGAUUUUACUUUUGGUCUUUUAGGUCAAUUUAUAGAAGAUAUAGAGGCUUGUCGCGAAGACAUUUUAACAGAAGAAGAUAGUACGGCGGUAACAAGACAACAAUCCGAAAUACGUGUGGGAUCAUUUAUAGGAGCUUUCACUUCAAUUGUUAAGGCUUUAGCCUCUAAAGGAGUAAAUCUUAAUGAGUUUGAUACAGCUGCCCAUAUUUUAUCGAACGCUAAAGAAGCUGUUAAUAAAGUAGCGAAAAUUUGUUUCGAUAUGAUUCCUCUUUUAAGCGAAGAAACCGUAGUUAAUUUAAAUGAGUUCUAUUGCAUGAUUUUACUCUACGAUAGAAGUGUUGAAAAUUUAAAUGCUUUUGAAACUAUCAUACAGCUGCAACUGAGACAUUUAAGCUCUUUUAAUGACAACCAACAGUCCAGUUUUCUUUAUAUGGUUUUAAAUAUUGUACGGCAAUAUCGCACACAGCUACCGCUAAGUUUUAUAACUCUACUAAUGGGCACCGAUAGUCUAGUACUGCAAGAUAUUAAACUUAGUUGUGGUUUAAAAACUUGUAAAUUAUUAAUGAAAAUCUAUCAUGAAAUGUUGAUAAUAAAAAAUGUUCCGCUGCUGCAAGAAGCCUAUCGUCAUAUACUGGUAGAUGUUAAUAAAACAGUGGCUUCGCUAAAUACCGUCGAAGGUACUGCGGAUUCUAUGAUGAGAUGUGAAAUGUUAUUGAACUUCUAUUUGGCCGCCUUAACAGCUUUGGCUUGUCAGACUUCUUCCAUUAUAGGCAUGUAUGCCUUGAAGCCUUCUAUUUUGGAAUUGCUUAUCAAAAAUUGCCAAGCUUCAAAUUAUGCGCUCUGGAGUAAAUAUCCCACUUUACAUCGAGCCUUAUUGGAAUUAAUCAUAGAUCAUUGUAUGAAAAAUCACAAUUUUCGACAAUCUUCACGUUUACUAAAGCAGCAUCAAGAUUCUCCUUCAUCGGAAAAUUUUGCCAAGAUUUUAAAAUUUCUAGGUGAUUUACUUAAGUGGCAUGUUUCAGAGAAAAUAUUUAAAUGGCUAGAGAAUAUUUUACAAGAAUGCUUGGAAGACUUUGAGGUAUUAAUAAAAAAUAAGGAUUUUCUGCAUAUAUGCGAAAAUAUAACAUUGUCAGCUGUUAAGCAACCUCUCAUGUGCUCAACUAUAAUAGAAUCUUUGCUGACAUAUCCACAGAUACCAGAACGUAUAUUGUCCAAUAUAAGAGAUAUUGCUCUUUGUAUAGUGGAGAGUUCAGAUAAAAAACUAGCAGCUGCUUAUUGUAAAAUUCUGGCACAAUUACCUUUGGAAAUUUGUUUAACACCCAACUACGAUAAACAGUUUUACGGUAAAAAUAAGGAGAAACUUUUUACUUUAUAUCAAUGGCACAAAUCAUCUGCCUGUUUUAAUGGUCUUAGACCUAAAUAUUUUAAAACAUUUUUGGAAUCUUUGGAUCCUAAUACUCACAUAAAUAGUGCUCUCUAUCCUUCAAUAAUUGAAAAGAGUUCGUGUAAUUUACAGCGUGAACAUUUUGUGGAAUAUCUAAAGAGUGUGCAGGACAAUCAACAAUUGCUAUCGUAUCAUUUGCAAUAUGAGGCGGCCCGUUAUUGUGUACAACAUAAAUUGCGUACGACUUUGGGUAAACCUCAAGAAACUUUCCUAGCCAUAGAAGCGGUUAUAAUGAAAUAUGCUCGCUUUUUGGCUGAAAAAGAGGGUUUGCCAUUGUCUUAUAAAAAUCUACAAAAUGUUAUGGAAGUGCAGGAAAAUUGUCGCAUGUUGUUGGGCUUUUUGGAGUGUCUGGAAAAGCAUAUUUAUAAUGCCGCUGAGGGUACAGCCUAUGCUAUGUUACCAGCUGAAAAACCGGCUAAAACAUUCUUUCGCGUUAAUGCUUCCACCUGCAGGGAAUGGUUUAAACGCAUACGGACCGCUGUCAAUUUAAUUUCAAUACAUUGCAUGGAACCAGAAAUGGUGAUACGUUAUUCAGAGAAUAUUUUACAAAUUGAGGCCAAUCAUAGUAACCUGGCUCUACUCGAUCGUACCGUUACUUCUUUAGUGUGGGCUCUUUACAAUUGUGGGGAAUCAGACACGCUUUAUGGCAUAACAACCUGGUUAAAAUCAAAACAUGGCAAACGUUUUGAAUGGAUUCAAUACGUAGCCGAACAUGCCAGUGGUCACUUAGAAAAGGCUGCCACCGGUUACCUUUAUACUCUACAUGAUGAAAAUAACAAAUCGAUGGACUCUUAUAUGAAGGAAUUUAUACAAAAACAAUUAACAGAAUGUUUUUAUCACACAGCCCGUUGGUCAGAGAUACCCGCCAUAACACAAGAAACCAUUUAUUCUAAACAACAUUUACAAAUGAUGGAAAAUGUCUAUCAAUCGGUGGGCUAUCAACAAUAUAACUGGAGAAAUCAAGAAUUAAACACAGCCCUAGUAGAAUUAACCGAAUGGCCCGAGGAGAAAACUAAUUAUACUCCCAAAUUGGAGACUUACUCUUACUAUGAGGUGUUGAGAAAACUACAAGAUUCCUGUUUAAUAAAUGCCAAUUCUACAGAUCUAAAGCAGGGGGUUUAUGAGUCCGUAAGAAACAGUGUACAACAAGGCAUACGUGAGGGUUUAUUACGUAGUUAUGAACCUGGCUUCAAUAAUAACCAACUAAAUGAAUUAAUAAUUCUAAAUCAUAUUACCCAUAAGCUACAUUUACACCAAGAUAUUAAUAUUUCUUCCAAAUCAAAUUGUUUGGAUACAAUAAUGUCUUCCCUUUUAUUAAGCAAAUGUUUGUAUUGGUCCUUAUUACAGGGUCAACAGGAGAGCAAACAACAAUAUGAACUAUUGUUAAAUCUAUCUUCUAAAUCACGUUUAGAAAAUAACUUAAAUUACUGCCAAUCUUUGCUCAGCCAAUUCUUUAAAUUAAAACAUAUUAAUUUACCUCUUAAUGAAAUUGCUCAACAAUUGAAAAUGAAUCAAUUAAAUGUGGACUAUAGUGAUACAGUGUUAGUACAAGGUAUAGAGGAAUUGGUAAAAUGUUUACAGUCCCAAACCACUUCAAUAGCAGAUGCCUUAGAAUUGGGUUCAGCCUGUUGUUCGGAAGUCAUACAACUGCAAAGAAGCCAAGGGAAAGAGGAUAAUAGUUCCUCUUUCCCUGAUUCCAUAACAAAUCUGCUUUUAACCAUGGCGGAUUGGUUAACCAUACAUCGUUUGAAUAAUACCAACCUAACAAGUGGUCAACAAUUUCAAAAAUUACAACAACAAUUACCCGAAAUAGCCUGCUGUGCUCAUUCGGACAGCGCAAAAGCAAAUGUAUUACCUUCCUCGGAAUAUGCUGUUGGUAAACUUUUAAAUGCCAGUAUUCUGUGUAAACAGAAUUUAGGAGAGGCUUGGUUUUCCUAUGGUAAUUGGUGCUAUCGUUGGGGUAAAAAACUUAUGGAAACCAAAAGUACCGAACAAUCUUCAUCAGUUUCUGUGAAUGAUCUAAAAGAUCUUAAACUUACCAAACGUAAUGUGACCUCUAUCCAAGAUAUACUAAAAGAUAAAUUUGAUGCUGAUUCCAUACAGCAAAUUAUAGAUGUUCUAAAUAAUCACAUUUUAAAUGCUAUGAAUUAUGACAAUACCGAAGAUUUGGAUUCGAAUACAACAGAGAAUACUACUGAAAUUUUGGAAUCGGAAUUGAAAAAUGUUUGUUCUCUUAAUGUGGAACAAUUAAAUGGUAUUCUCUCGAUUUGGCGUCAAGCUCAAAAGGGUGUUUAUGGUUUUUACGAAGAAGCAACGAGAGCAUAUUUCAAAUAUUUGGCCAUAGAAAGUGAGAGUGUAGCCAAAAAGUCGGAUGUUGCUAGUUCAGACAAUAAUGAAGUGGAGGAUUGUACUUUCGUCACAACAACUUUGAGACUGCUGCGUUUGAUUGUUAAGCAUGCUAUUGGUCUGCAGGAUGUUCUUGAGGAAGGUUUACGCAACACUCCCCUAAGACCUUGGAAGGUGAUUGUACCACAAUUAUUCAGUAGACUCAAUCAUCAUGAACCCUACGUAAGGCAAAGUCUUGCAGAAUUAUUAUGUCGUUUGGCAGUCAAUCAGCCUCAACUCAUCAUAUUCCCAGCAGUAGUAGGUGCUCAACAAGAACUUAAACAUCGUAAUAAUGCUGACACGCAAGUACAGUUAAGCAAUUGCUUUGGAACUCUACUCAAUUCUUUAGCCGAACAAGCACCCAAAACUGUAUUACAAGUACAACUAUUAGUAAAAGAACUAAGACGCAUCACUCUACUAUGGGAUGAAUAUUGGAUACACAGCUUGUCUCAACUAUAUGCAGAAUAUUCCCCACUCUACAAUGCACUUGAUGCUGAAGCGAAAAAAUCCAAUAACUCUGAACUAAUGCAAGCUAAAUAUGAAGUUUUCAGACAACAUUUGCUGUCGGACUUUAAACAAAUCACUGCUAUAACCGAAAAAGAACCAGAAACUAAUUAUGAACGCAGUUUUCAAGAACGUUUUGGUAGCUAUAUUGAUGCAGUAUUAAAGGAUCUAGAGAAGAAUAAAGAGGACAGCAAACCGUCAGAAUAUUGGCAGAAAAUUAAACAACUUUAUAAUAUAUUCCAGCAGAGACCUUUAAGAGGCAAUUCCUCCACAUUACGUAUAUCCGAAAUUAGUCCUGUUUUAGCCAAUAUGCAUAAUACCACUAUAGCUAUGCCUGGCGUAGAUACAUAUGAACAACCAGCGGUUUAUAUAAAAUCUGUAGAUGCAACGGCACUUAUAUUUAUAUCCACCAAAACUAAACCUAAAAAACUUUCCUUUUAUGGCAGUAAUGGUCAACGUUAUACGUAUCUCUUUAAGGGACAAGAAGAUUUACACUUGGAUGAACGUAUUAUGCAAUUUUUAUCCAUAUCCAAUUCCAUGAUGGCACGUUCUUAUGGCUCGAAAGCAAAAACAGAUUGUUUCAAAGCCAAUCAUUAUUCGGUUAUACCUUUAGGCUCACGUUCGGGUCUUAUAAGAUGGGUGGACAAUUGCUCACCUCUCUUUGCUAUUUACAAGAAAUGGCAACAACGUGAUGCUUUACUUAAGCAGCAGCAAAAGGAACGUCAAUCUUCGGCUAAAGGACAAGAACACAUACAACAAAGCCCCGUGACGGCCAAUGCUACUAGGCCAUCUGAAUUGUUUUACAAUAAAUUAACACCUCUUCUAGCGGAAUGCAAUCUUAAAGUUACCGAUCCUCGUAGACAAUGGCCGAUUAGUGUUUUGAAACGUGUUCUCAAAGAACUUUCCAAUGAAACACCUAAAGACUUAUUAUCCAAGGAAAUUUGGUGUUAUUCUGCUAAUGCUGUCGAAUGGCGUAAAUCUGUACGUCGCUAUUCUAUGUCAUUGGCUGUUAUGUCUAUUAUCGGUUAUGUCAUUGGUUUGGGUGAUCGUCAUUUGGAUAAUGUUCUUAUUAAAUUGGCUACUGGAGAAAUUUUACAUAUCGAUUAUAGUGUUUGUUUCGAGAAAGGUAAAACUUUGCGUGUUCCAGAGCGUGUACCCUUCCGUAUGACUCAAAAUCUUAAGGAUGCUUUAGGAUUGGUGGGAACUGAGGGUGCUUUUCGUUUGGCCUGUACGCAUGUUUUAAAAAUACUGCGUAAAGAACGUGAAACACUACUGACCUUAUUGGAGGCAUUUGUAUAUGAUCCCUUGGUGGAUUGGACAAUAAGUGAUGAUGGUACAACCACAGUUUCAAGAAGAACAACGGCGCAUAGUGCAGCAAAUAUUAUAGCAUCAUUGGAUGCCAAUACAACGGCCCAACAUUUAAGUCCUAAGAGUCUGUGCAAUAAUAAAAAACAGGAAGUGGAUCUAUCAAGGCAAACUAUGGCCUUAAGAAUAACGGAAAUUAAGCCUACCUGGAUGAAAUAUAAGAAUGACUUCGAUGUCCAACUAAAUGAAUUGGACUUACAUCUUCAAAAUAUUUUAGACCAUCGUAAAAAUAUUUUGCAAUUAGAACAGGAACGUGACAACUUUACCAAACAACAAGCAAUGGUUAGAGAAUUAGAAGCUCUGGGCUCAGCACAAACCAGUCAUGCCUUCAUCCAACGUUAUAAUGUCUACAAACAUGAUCUGGAGAACUAUAAUAAAAUCAAGCUUAUGGUACAGAAAACUAGCAAUGAACUUGAUUUACUGCUCUUAACCUAUUUUAAUAUCAUAACAAAUCCCGAGGCAAUGCAUAACAUAGAAGUAAAUCCUAAAGGAAAUGAUAUAGUAGAUCAUAAUGAAAGUGAAUUUGAUAUUAUUAAAGAUUUGCUAAUCGAUAACAAUUGGAAUAAUGUGUAUGUGCAGGCAAAGUUUAAUAGACAUGAAAUGGAAAAUACCUUUAUACAAACUCAACGUUCAGCUUUAGAAUGUCGUGAUCUAUUAACAUUUUACAGUCGUGUUAUGCAAUUUUAUCCACGUUCUCAGUUGCAAAAUUAUCGUUUGAUGAAGUACAAGAGAAAUUUUGCUAAUCUCAUGGCAACCGAGGAGAAAUCAAAUGAUGCUGGGUCAGUAGAGUGUAAUAUAGAACAUUGCUGUCAGUAUUUCGAGUGCAUGAAAAUGAUAUCGAUUGAUUUGCAAAAUAACAUAGUGCAGGCGAAACAAAUUUUGGAUGAACAUAAACAGCAACCGAUCAUUGACAGUUCGCUUGCUUUAAAUGCCAUCAAUGAAUUUGUAUCACUUAAUCCUUCCUACAACAGCCAAAUUCUUAUAAUAUGUAUGCUGCGUCAUAUACUGCAAGCAUCACAAGUUUUCCAUCACCAUGAGCAAAGUCUUAAACAAAAUCGUGAUUACUUUUUGCCAAAUAAACAACAUAGUUUCCUGCAAUUAAUCAACACCUUUAUCAGCUCAAUAUAUACCACCUACAAUAAUCCACUGCCCAACAAUGAAAUCCUACAUUUGCUUAUAACUUCUCUAGAAGCAAUUUGUUUCCUCAGAGAAACUAUGGAAUCUGUGAUUGGUAAACUAUUUAGUAUGUUCAUGAUGGAUGACAAUAUAGAACUGCAAGAGGUUUUAAACAAUUUUGAGAGUAAUAUGAAUAAUGAAGACAUGGAAAAACAUGCACAAUUAAAUAACAUUUUAAAGAAUAUUGAUGCAGCGGUAGAAAAAUUGGAAAUUUCACUAAAAAUUUUGCAAGAUAAAAUCUUAUACAUACAGAAAGUCGCACCUAAUGACUUGCUAGAGUUAUCAACUUGGAACAUCAAUAUCAGCAACUUUGCACAAAAACUAAGCACUGAUUUGAAAAUCACUUUAGUGGGAAAUCUAAGGCAUAGCAUUGAGUCAUUUAAAUCGAACGAUAUCAAUAAUAUUUAUGAUAUACGUAAAAUACGUUAUGCCCUUGAUGACCUAGUGUUUGCCAUACAAUCUACACUCUUUGAAGGUUUAUUAUCAUACGCCAUUCAAAACAUAAAUCACAAUAUAACAAGCACUCUAAUACCACUGGAAACAGUUAAUGAAAUUGAUUUAUCAAAUGCCGAUCUAUUGUGUGGAAAUCUAUAUGUGGCUUUACAACAUGAAUCACUAAUAUUAAGUGAUGAUUUUGUGGUAAUACAUCAUUCUAAAUUGCUGGAAGAAUACCAAUUGAUAACCACCGCUUAUUAUUGGUUAAAUGAAUCACACUUGAAGGAGUUGAACGAUGUACAUGCAUUUAUUACCAGCAAGCAUGAAUUUUUAACUAGACUUCAUAAAAUCUAUCAAGUUUUGGUGGUUUGGAAGUCGACAAUGUUAAAAAUUCAAGCUGAUUUGGAAUUGCAUCGUCACUCUUUUAAAGACUUGAUACAAUCGUUAACAUCUAGUGAUGAUUUGAUUGUGAAACAGCAGCAAUUUGAUGAUGCCAUUAACAUUAUCAAUCAGCGUUAUCAAUUCUUUUUGAAUUUGUGCAUUAGUUUGUCCGAAUAUUCUGCUGUACUCUUGCAAUUUGAAAUGUGUUCAGAUGAACAAUCAUUUGAGAAUUUACUAAAGCUAUUUGCUGAUGUAAGGCAGCAAUGGCUGCAAAGUGAAUCGUCCAUUACCGUAGUGGAACGUAAUUUGGUGCAGCUUUUAGAUCCGGAGGAUAAAAUCGAUCAAUAUUGGAUAGAAAAUGUUUCGGGUUUAUUGGAUGAAAUGAUCUAUGGUGUUCAAAAGAAAAUUAGUGAUAUGGAGAAGGAAGAUCAAACAAUGCAAAAUAUUUUGGUAGCUGAUGGUCAACAAAUGCAGCCCCUUUUGAAUUCCACAUUACGACUGGAUUUACGCCAACUAUUAAAAAUGUUAACAAAACUGUGCAAACAAACCAACAAAACUGAUAGUGAAGAACUAUGCCAAGAUCUGAGAGAUAUACAACAGUCAUUAAAACUGCUACAUGCAAAACUAAAUGAAUUACAAACACAAUUGUUUUCCAGACUAUUCGAUUCAACAGCAAUACAACAAAUGCAAGAAAAAAUCAAGGACUUACAUGUUUUAUGCCAUAGAAAUAAUGAAGAUUUAAAUAAAUUAUUAACACGUUUUAUGCAAAUGGAUGCGGAACGUGAACAACAAGGCAGUGCAGAAUCACCUAUAAAAACAGCAUCACAAAAUGAUCUCGCUAAUAAAGAGGUUAUCAACAGUCAAGUGGGCGAACAGAAACGUAAUGCUUAUGCCGUUUCCGUUUGGAAACGUAUACGCAUGAAAUUGGAGGGAAGAGAUCCCGAUCAUAAUCGCCGCAGCUCUGUUGCCGAACAGGUGGACUUUGUAAUACGCGAAGCUACUAGUGAAGAAAAUCUAGCUUCUUUAUAUGAAGGUUGGACUCCUUGGGUGUAGUUUGUUACGGGCAACAGCUCCCCCCGGCAAGGAGCAUGGUUAAGGCUUUUGCAAACAAAUUAAAUCAUAUUAAAUAGAAUUUUAAAACCAAAAUGAUUCUCAGAACCACAACAACAUGCAACAUCAAAUAAAUAUUAAUCUACAAACAAAAAAGACCGGUUAUUAGAACGACAACCAUUCUAGGUUUUGUUUUGCAUUGCAGGUUAAAUAUGUAACAUCUAGACAACCGAACCUUUUAGUUGUCACUCAGUCAGUCAGACAGUCAGCCAGUAGUAAUUUUUAAAACAAAACUUCGACUCGCUUUGCAUUCGUUAUGGAAAGAGACGGCGUAGAGAAAGUUAUUGAUGAAAAUGGAAUGAUGAAUAAUCAAGUGUUAGCAGGCAUGAAAGGCGACGUUGUGAUGUUGCUGUGUUUUGGUUGUGGACAUAAUUUUUGGUGUAUGUGUGUGUGGUUGGACAGUGAAGUAUGCCUCUUAAUUUCUUUUAUUAACUACCGAGUGUUUUUCAACAGUUUACUAUUUAAAAUAUAUAUAGAAAAAGUUAUGUAAUUUUGUUUUCCCUUUAAUAACUCUAAAAAAAUAUCUAAACAACUUUGCAAAGAAUAUUGAAUAUUUUUGGUUAGUUAUUUUCUUUUUUAUGU